GUCUAGGGAGGUGCUGCUGCUGCUGCUGCCGCCACUGGCCAGGCGCGCGGGAACGUUUGGGGGCUCCACCGGGGACCGGCCCCCCCUCCCGCUACCGUCCUCUGGUUCGUAGGACGCGCGGGUCCCGUUAUCAUGUCGCUGAGGCAGAGCCUGGCGCUGCUGGCUGGUCGUCUGCAGGAGCCGCAGAAAGUGGCCCGUUUCCAGCGGCUGUGCGGGGUGGAAGCGCCGCUGAGCCGCUCCGCCGUGGCCUCCGCCGACCUGAAGGAGGAUGAGGAGGAGGAAGCGCCGCUCUCCAGAGACUGUCGGCGUCGAGAACCGCAGCCAGAGGCGUGCGGAGGUCCCCGGACCCCCGGAAGCGACCGCAAUCAGUGUCCCGCCAAGCCGGGCGGCGGCGGCGGCGGCGGCGCCCUCAACGGCGUGCGGAACGGGCUGGCGUCCGAGCCGGGCCCGGCCUCGCCGCGGCGGGCGGGCGCCCUGCGCCGAAACUCGCUGACGAACGAGGAGGGCGAGCUGGCCCACGUGAGCAACUGGCCGCUCUACUACCUGUUCUGCUUCGGCACGGAGCUGGGCAACGAACUCUUUUACAUUCUGUUCUUCCCCUUCUGGAUUUGGAAUCUGGACGCCCUGGUCGGCCGGAGGCUCGUGAUCAUCUGGGUGCUGGUCAUGUACCUGGGCCAGUGCACCAAGGACAUCAUCCGCUGGCCGCGGCCCGCCUCGCCGCCCGUGAUCAAGUUGGAGGUCUUCUACAACUCCGAGUACAGCAUGCCCUCUACCCAUGCCAUGUCCGGCACCGCCAUCCCCAUUUCCAUGGUCCUCCUCACCUACGGCCGCUGGCAGUAUCCUCUUAUAUAUGGACUGAUUCUUAUUCCAUGCUGGUGUUCCCUAGUUUGCCUAAGUAGAAUUUACAUGGGAAUGCACUCCAUUCUGGACAUUAUUGCUGGAUUCCUAUAUACCAUUGUAAUCUUAGCUAUCUUCUUUCCAUUUGUGGACCUGAUUGACAACUUCAACCAAACUCACAAAUAUGCUCCAUUAAUCAUCAUUGGGCUUCAUUUAGCCUUGGGGAUCUUUUCUUUUACUCUUGAUACCUGGAGUACAUCCCGAGGAGACACAGCUGAGAUUUUAGGAAGUGGUGCUGGAAUUGCCUGUGGAUCUCAUGUUACCUAUAACAUGGGUCUGCUAUUAGAGCCUCCUCUGGAUACAUUACCUUUAGUUAGGCCCCCCAUUACUGUAACUCUGUUUGGAAAAGCCAUAUUGCGGAUCUUCAUAGGGAUGGCAUUUGUACUAGUAAUCAGAGAUAUAAUGAAAAAGAUCACAAUUCCUUUAGCCUGUAAAAUCUUCAAUAAACCAUGUGAUGAUAUUCGAAAAGCAAGACAGCACAUGGAGGUUGAACUCCCCUAUCGGUAUAUCACCUAUGGAAUGGUUGGUUUCUCUAUCUCAUUUUUGAUUCCUUACAUAUUUUUCUUUAUUGGUAUCUCUUGAUGGAAAAAUAUUGUUUAUGAUAAGAAAGGAGGGUAUCAGUUUUUGAUAUCUAAAAUGUAUUCUAGUUAAAAGCCAAAUCAGAGUUAGGCUUUUGCAGGAAUUUAACUUAAAUAAUUAUUUAAGUAAAUUUCUAAGAGUUGGUGCAUUUUAUCAUUGCACAUCAAGAUAUUGUUUUAGGUGAGCUGAGCUAUUUCAACACUGAGAAAAAGUAUCCAUUUAGAAUGUUCAUGUAAUACUUGGAGAGUUUUGUGCUGUUAUGGAUUCAUUAUAUAUAAUAUGUAUUAAGGUAUAUAAUAUGCAAUUAUGUAUCUAAUAUAUGUUAUAUAUAAAAUAAUAUACCUAAGUUUUUUAAACUGUGGGGGUGUAUUAUAAAAUCAAUCAUAAUAUGCAAAGAGUUGUGCCUGUGUAUUUGGACUUAAUACAGGUAUAUUUCUAUUAACAGAUAUAUUUAAUGUUUAUUUAUUAUGGUAGCCAUUUCCUAAUUAAAUUGCAGAAUUACUAGACCAGAAUUCAUAUGCUACCAUAUAUUGAUUUACUGCCUCUUUUUACACUGCCAUCACCUUUCAUGUUAACCCAUGAUGUUGAACAUGGGAGGCAUUUUUAAUGGACCAAAUUUUCAGAAAAAUUAGUUUUUGGAUUCCUUUUUUUUUUCCAGUUCUGUAUACUGUGUUGAAUGUACUUUAUUUGCAGUUGUUCUGGACAUCAGUUUAAUAAUUCAGGUACUGAAUUUUAUUGCUUGCUAAUUGUGCCUUUCUGUUGCUGUAUUGAGAAAUGCCAUGUAUACUGUGAUAUAAAAAUAAGAUGCUAACUUAAUCUUAAAGUUACAUAUAAUCAGGCAAAUAUUUUAAAAAUAUAUGUCCAGCUAACAGGACUAAAGUAAAACACACUCAAUUCUUUAGCCUUUGUUUAGAAAGAAAUGUGGAAUGGGCUAAACUCACUAAUUUAUGGAGAAACUAAAUGGAUAAAUAUUUACUUUUUUCUAGGUAUUUUUCUGUGCAUUGUUAAAUUAUAGGAUCAAGAUAUAUUUUUUUUUACAUUGUCUUGAUUGUUUAUUUAUAGUGCAGGUAGGUGUUCCAGUGAACGGAAAUGUAAUUGAAAUGUUAAAUGGGACAGUGCACAUGCUUCAUGUGUAAACAAACCAUUUUCCUACAUUAUUUGGAAAGGAUUGGAUUUAGCAGUUACUUUUUAAUACCCACUUAUUAGCUACUUAUCGUAAAUUAUAAAAUCUAAAAGUAUCAGUAUUUAGAUCCUAUUAUUUUUUCAACUUUUAUUUUCACAGUGGAAAAUUUGGGUGUAGUAGUAAACUAUUCUUUAUUCUGUCUGUGCCUUUAUAUUUCUAAGUAUAAUAAUAAUUAGGUUAACAUUAAGUUUAUUUGUAGUGUUUCAUAAAGAGGAGAAUUAACUUUCCAUAUAAAUGAGCAUCAGGUAUGGAAUUACUUUAGUGCAAUAUCUGUCUGAUUAUCCAGAAGUAUCACUUAAGAUGUUUCUAUUUUGGGCAGCAUAACUAUUUGAGCUCAUAUUUUUAUAAUUUUGAUUGAAAAUUUAGAGAUAUGGUAAUUUUUACCAAUACUGAAUCUGAUAAUUUUAAAUAAAGCAACUAAAUUUGGGACCUUUACCUAAUAGUCUAAAGGAAACUAAGGCACCUGGGAACACAUCGGUACAUUGGAAAAUGCGCAAAGAACUUUUCUUUCAAAAUGUGUUUAAUCAAAUUUUAGGGACAUCCUGUAAUUUGGGUCUAUGCUAUCUUACUAAUUUUUAUAUCUAGCUUUAAAGAUAUUUGGAAAAACUCCUUUUUUUUGGGUUUUAUUAUUUUCUGUUCAAUGAUAGUUUCAUGCUAAAUGUAUUUAAAAAUAAAAGCCAAAUGCAGGAUUGGAAGGUGUUUUGUUUUGUUUGCCUUCUAUGCAUUUGUCUCUGUGUUAUCUGGUAGAGAUUUAUAAAGUGUCCAGGAUCUUCAUUUUAGCAGGUAUUCCUUCUGGAGCAUUGUAUUCAAAAUCAAGAGUACUGUUUUCAGUACUAGAAGACAUUGAAAAAAAGGUUCAAACUGGCUUUGGACUCCAUUUAUGAUCAUUCUGACAUUGUACUUUUAGUGAAAAGUUUCAUAAUUUCUUUAAAACCAUAUAUAUAAAACAUGUUUCAGUAAAAUCUGUCAGUAACUAUUGUAGGCAGUUGACUGCUAAUCCAUUAAUUCGGGAAUUAAUCAUAAUUCUAGGAACAGUUACUUUUUCAAGUAAAAUAAACAUGGAUAUUUUAUUUUGGAUUUUAAAAUGCAUAAUAUGUGAAUUGAAAAACUAGGUCUUCCAGAAUCUCAUCAUAAGACUGAAUAUAAAGCAGUGCUACUACAGACUUACAUAAUUAUUUUAUUUACUAGCUUUAUAAGUAAAUUUUAAAAAUGUGUCUUUCAGAGACAACAUAAAAAUUAAUUCAGUGGUAUGAAUACAAUUUAAAGGCAAAUUUUCAUAAAACAUUUGAUAAAGAUGAGUAUGUAAAUACUAGCAUGUGUUUAUUUUGAAUAUAUAAUCACAAUUUUAUACAGCAAAGUUUAUUGCCAAAGCAAUUUCAUUUUUUGUUAACUAACAAUGUUUACUCUAGAUUUAAAAACCUAACUGUUUAAUCUGGACAUCAAAAAGGGCCAACUUAAAAAAUUCAGUUUCGCAGUUGAAUUUGUUUUUCUGAAGAGAGCUGUUGUUCGCUAAGGAGAUUUUUAAGGAAGAGAAAGAGUUAUUGAACAUAGUAUGAGAAAGAGUAAUUGAACAUAGUAUGUCGGAUAUUUUGUCAAAUUUUGGUCAUGUUCUUCUAGAGUAUAUGUACGUUAAAAAAACUUUCACACUUGAAUUUUAAUUAGUUAUAUGAGCUAUAAAUAGCACAAUAAAAAUAAGUUUUAACAUGCUAUUUGUCAUGGACAUUUUAGAAAGCUCUUAAUUUUUUUUUAAUAGUUUCAGGUGUACAAAACAAUGUAAUAGUUAGACAUUUACACCCCUCACAGAUGGGCACUUGUCUUAUUAGGGAGACCACUU
This is a messenger RNA of Rhinolophus ferrumequinum (greater horseshoe bat), 4493 nucleotides long. It is a transcript of the gene SGPP1, whose product is annotated as sphingosine-1-phosphate phosphatase 1. Gene Ontology annotation, cellular component: endoplasmic reticulum membrane. The record is from RefSeq and is a predicted model, not a curated record. The transcript is spliced from 3 exons. NCBI's taxonomy places the organism in Eukaryota, Metazoa, Chordata, Mammalia, Chiroptera, Rhinolophidae. Gene Ontology annotation, molecular function: sphingosine-1-phosphate phosphatase activity. Bases 133 to 1479 code for a protein of 448 amino acids. Gene Ontology annotation, biological process: phospholipid dephosphorylation; sphingosine metabolic process.